GUUGAAGAGAUACAAUUCGUCACUUCCGUUUUAUUGCGUCACCGUGGAGAGGAAGGAGAAGGCUGCUUGCACUACGACGGUCUUGUCUCAAUUUAGUACGAGUUAUAUUUAAUAAUCUUCAUCGGGAAGACAUGAGUGACAACGAGAAGGAUUUCGAGGAGCGGGAGUCCCGCUCGGCUUCCAGGAGCGCGAGUCCGCAGGGCUCUGGUAAGUCAGCCAGUCGCUCCCCGGCCCAGUCUCCUGCUCCGUCCAAGGAGGGCUCCCAUCACUCCCGCUCCAAGUCCCGGUCCCGCUCCAGGUCCAACUCCAGGUCUCGCUCCCAUCGAAGCUCCCGCCGGCACUACACCCAUUCCCGCUCGCGAUCACGCUCCCACCGCCGCCGCUCACGCAGCCGGUCCUACAGCGGAGAAUCCCGCCGCCGCCGCAGUCACAGCCACUCGCCCAUGUCCAACCGCCGCCGCCACGUCGGCAACAGGGUGAAUCCGGACCCCAACUGCUGCCUGGGUGUGUUUGGCCUCAGCCUGUACACCACCGAGAGGGACCUGAGGGAGGUGUUCUCCAAGUACGGCCCGCUGAAGGACGUCAACAUCGUGUACGACCAGCAGUCCCGCCGAUCCAGGGGCUUCGCCUUCGUCUACUUCGAGAACCGAGAGGACGCCAAAGAGGCUAAAGAGCGUGCGAAUGGAAUGGAGCUGGACGGCCGAAGGAUCAGAGUUGACUUCUCAAUUACGAAAAGGCCUCACACUCCAACACCGGGGAUUUACAUGGGCCGCCCAACAUAUGGUGGGGGUGGUGGUGGCGGCGGAGGUGGUGGCGGCGGCGGCGGCGGUGGUGGGGGAGGUCCCAGUAUGAACCGCCGCUCUCGUGAUUACUACGACAGAGGGUACGAUCGAGGCUAUGAUCGCUACGAUGACCGGGAAUACUACAGAUCUUACAGACGCCGAUCUCCGUCUCCUUACUACAGUCGAGGAGCCUACAGGUCCCGCUCGCGCUCACGCUCCUACUCCCCGCGACAUUACUGAAGGGAUUGACAUUUGGACACAUCCGUGAAUGAGCUCCUAUUGAAGGACGUUCCCUUUGUCCUGGUCUUUUUUUCUUUGCGUUAGUGCAUUGUACACAUUACAUGUGCAUGUAUGAUGUACAUUUCAUAUGAUUUGUGCAUUUCUUAUUCAUUUUUAAUUAGCUGAUGUAUGCAGAUACCUGUUUGAUACUUGUACCCGAAACCUGUUUGAUCUGUAACAGCUAUGCUAUUGCAGCUCCCCAGCUUUAGUACCUAGUUGAUGGUUUUGAGUUUGUUGUAUUAAAGAAAUAAACUGUCUUUUCACA
Molecule: messenger RNA, 1326 nt
Organism: Anguilla rostrata (American eel)
Lineage: Eukaryota; Metazoa; Chordata; Actinopteri; Anguilliformes; Anguillidae
Gene: tra2b
Product: transformer 2 beta homolog
Exons: 8
Coding region: 132-1022 (296 amino acids)
Biological process (GO): positive regulation of mRNA splicing, via spliceosome
Cellular component (GO): spliceosomal complex
Molecular function (GO): RNA binding
Source: RefSeq, a predicted model, not a curated record